This is a messenger RNA of Papilio machaon (common yellow swallowtail), 3042 nucleotides long. RefSeq lists its product as uncharacterized. Lineage: Eukaryota; Metazoa; Arthropoda; Insecta; Lepidoptera; Papilionidae. The transcript has a single exon. Bases 1 to 3042 code for a protein of 1013 amino acids. The record is from RefSeq and is a predicted model, not a curated record. Gene Ontology annotation, biological process: DNA integration. Gene Ontology annotation, molecular function: nucleic acid binding.
AUGAAGAAAGAAUAUGUCAAGGUCAUCGAUGAAUACUUGGACCUUGGCCACAUGGAGAAGGUCGAUGAUAAAGAAACGACUGAUGCGGUGUAUUUACCACAUCACGCAGUAGUGCGAAAUGACAAGCUUACCACCAAGGUGAGAGUUGUUUUCGAUGCGUCGUGUCCGGGAACAAAUGGAGCGUCGUUGAAUCAGGAUCUUUUGGUCGGUCCAGCUCUCCAACCAGAGUUGCGUCACAUCCUGAUGAAUUGGCGUCAGUUUCCAAUAUGCCUCGGUGCAGACAUCGUUAAGAUGUACAGACAAGUCAAGGUGUCUGAGACGGAUGUUGAUUUUCAACGAAUCAUAUGGCGCGAAAAUCCAGAAGACGAGUUGCAGCAUUUCCGUCUACUCCGUGUGACCUUCGGCACAUCAUCAGCACCAUACUUAGCAGUGAAAUCUUUGCAGCAGAUUGCACACGAUGAGGGAACUGAUUUUCCUCUAGCAUCGAAACGUGUAUUGAAGGACUUCUAUGUCGACGAUUUAAUGACAGGAUGCCAGAACGUUGGAGAAGGUAUUCAAAUCUAUCACGAAAUGAAGGAGUUACUUGGUCGUGGAGGCUUCGAGCUUCAGCGAUGGUCCACCAAUAGUUCCGAAUUGUCAGAUCACAUACAGGAAGACCACAGACAAGCAACCGGAGAACACCUGGAACUUAAAACAGACGCCGUUAGCAAAAUUUUAGGACUUACCUGGAAUAGGAGGUCCGACGAAUUCGAAUACACCGUGAAUCUUCCUCCUUUAGAAACACCUGUAACUAAACGCAGAGUUAUUUCGGAUAUCGCGAAAUUGUUUGACCCACUCGGAUGGAUAGCUCCAGCCAUAAUAACGGCCAAGGUAUUGAUACAAAAACUAUGGUUGUCGGGCAUCGAGUGGGAUCAGGAACUACCCUCAUCAUUGUUGAAGGACUGGCUUGAGUAUAGAGAAGAAUUGAAGCAACUUGCCCACUUCCGUCUCCCUCGUUGGAUUUAUGCAGCCAGUGAUGACUGCGUGGUGGAGCUGCAUGGCUUCGCCGAUGCAUCCAAUGUUGCGUAUGCAGCCGUAGUGUAUACUCGCAUUAUCGAUAGAGACGGGUCCAUUCAUGUCAACCUUAUCACAUCUAAGACUAAAGUGGCACCCGUCAAGCAGGUGUCAAUUCCGAGACUCGAGCUUUGCGGAGCAGUAUUGCUCGCCAAGCUGUUAAAGGAAGUAUCCACAGUUCUCGGAAUAUCCAAGCAAAACAUCCAUGCUUGGACUGACUCCUCGGUAGUAUUGGCUUGGCUCAGGAGCCACCCUAGUCGUUGGAAAACUUUCAUAGCAAAUAGAGUGUCGGAAGUGCUUACUGCCUUGGAUGGAAGUCAGUGGUCUCACGUAUCGACGAAGCAGAAUCCUGCCGACUGCGCGUCCAGAGGCGUAAAACCAUCGGAAUGCGCCAAUAAUCAGAUAUGGAAGCAGGGUCCGACAUUCCUGAAAAAGAAAAACAUCGAAUAUAAAAAAGAGAUUAUGGAUACUACAGUCGAAGAGAGAAAGUUAAAAUGUCACACCGCUACAAGCACCACAGCAGAGAGUAGCAUACUUACCAAGUAUUCGUCGUUAAUGCGACUUACCAGAGUCGUAGCUUACUGUAGAAGGUUUUUGUCUCCAAAAUCAACGGGUACUUUGAAAGCAAAGGAACUGGGACAAGCUUUGAAAACCUGCAUUAAAAUGUGUCAACGGCAUUAUUUCCAGGAAGAGAUGAAUAAUCUAAAGAAGCAUGGCAAGGUGAACAAAAAAAGUAGAUUUACCUCGUUGAAUCCGUUUCUUGAUUCCGAAGACAUCUUGAGAGUCGGUGGUCGUUUGCAGAUGGCUGCACUGGAAAAUGACAUGAAGCAUCCCAUAUUGAUUCCUCAUGGCUCGCAUUUAACAAGUUUAUUAAUAGACGAUGCACAUCAGAAAACGUUGCAUGGUGGCCCACAAUUGAUGGCCAACUAUCUCAGAUCCAAAUAUUGGAUCAUCAAUGCAAAAAGUCUUAUUCGACAGCACGUCUGGAAGUGCGUAGUUUGUGUUCGUCAUUCCGCAAAGUGUAGACAGCAAAUGAUGGGCCAAUUACCAGAGGCGAGAGUUACCCCUAGUCGUCCUUUUCUACGUAGUGGAGUGGACUAUGCUGGUCCCAUUAAUAUUCGUCCUACCAAGGGUCGUGGAUAUCACUCCACAAAGGGCUAUAUAUGCUUGUUUGUCUGCAUGACUACAAAGGCCGUCCACCUUGAAGUCGUUAGCGACAUGACUACUCAAGGCUUUUUAGCAGCAUUUAAACGCUUUGUAGCCAGGCGAGGACAUGUCGCAGAGAUCUGGAGCGACAACGGUACCACUUUCGUUAGUAGCGCGAAGGAGUUGAAGAUUUUGUUCAACGCAGAAAGGUCUGCCAUGGCACGUGAAAUCGCCGAGUGGUGUGCCACAAAUAGUACAGAGUGGCAAUUCAUCCCUCCACAUUCUCCGAAUUUUGGAGGAUUGUGGGAGGCAGGAGUGAAGUCCACCAAACACCAUCUCCGUAGAAUAAUGAGCAACAGUACAUUAACGUUUGAAGAAAUCACCACAUUACUGGCGCAGAUCGAAGCCUGUUUAAAUUCAAGACCUAUGUCACAGCUACCAACAUACCCGGACGAUCCAUUUCCUUUGACCCCUGGUCAUUUUUUGGUAGGGGGACCACUAGUGGUUGUCCCUGAUAGAGAUUAUAAGGACUUCAAUAUCACCUCACUUAAAAGAUGGCAACUUACGCAGCGCAUGCUGCAAGAAUUUUGGCGCAAAUGGUCUGACGAAUAUCUCGCUCAGUUGCAGCAUCGCUAUAAAUGGAAGGACCAGGUCGCGGAACCUAAAAUAGGCGAUGUUGUACUUCUUCGUGAAGUUGAUCUCCCACCGGCCAAGUGGCUUUUUGGCGUCAUUAUUGAAAAGCAUGCUGGUUUGGACAACCUUACGCGGGUUGUCAGUGUGCGAUGCAAGGGCAGCAUAAUAAAGCGACCAUUGUCCAAGUUAGUUGUGUUACCUGUCUCUUAG